AAAUUUCUAAGCAUCCACUGUGACGAUGAAAAUCCUGUUUUGCACAUUCGGCACAGGUGACGUUAAUGCUGCGACGCUGUUGAAACGUAAUGAGAAUCCCAGAGGGUUCGAGGUUAGGUCAGACGAAUGUAUUGUUGACGAUCUGUAGCAUUUGACGGUAGCAUCCCAAGCCGCUCUCUAGGAGGGUGUUGCUUUUCUAGAAACGUACAACGUGAAUACCAACGACGUAGAUGUUCCGUGGUGUUCAACAACUUUGUUUCUUUUUUUUCCUGACACCCCUCAUUUUCCUCCCUAUUUGUUUGUUUAAUCGUACGCCUCUACGUAGCCGAGACGAAUCGAACCAUGUGUAGAAAAAUUUGCUAGGAGGCGAAGCCACGGGAGAAAGUCGUGGGCGAAGGGCGAAGUCCGUUUGAAUCCCGAAUUAAGGAAUGAUGUGAUAUUCCUACCCUGGUCCCGAACGUGUCGUGUAAGCGUACCCUCUUUAGUCGCUGCAUCAUAGCGCAUCCCAGGGCGGAAAUUUCAAAUGCAGCAACCUUAUUGUACCAAGAAAACCAAAUAUAAUUAUUUAUUACAUGCAAAAUAUGGUUUUAUUACAUUUUUUAACUAUUUCCUUGUGCAAAGUUAUUUAAUUCAGGUGAUUCGGAAGGAUUAUACUAAUACUUCGUAUUUCACCUGGUGCACCGAAAUAUUUAUUAAUGUCCCGCGAACAACGAUUUUCGAUUAAAAGUAAGAAAUUUGAAGAUUUGAGAAUAUGGAAGUACAAGAGUUUGAGAGGUUGCGACAUUAUUACGAGCAGUAUGUAAUUUUUAAAGACAACAAAUUUAUAGUCUAAAAAUUCAAAUUUCGACAUUCAUAGUAACCGCCCACGUCCAUGAAAGUACAACUUAAGAGCGAAAUAAUGAGUUAUACAUAAAACAUUGUACCAAAUGUGUGGCUGGUAAAUCGAUAAGAAUAUGAAAGCAUGCAAGAACGAAACCGCGCGUUAUCCCCGGAGGGUUCAACGAACGGUAAUUGUUUCGAAUGUUACCGCGGACGUGGUUUAGUGUUUCGUGGCGGCAUCGGGUGGCGCUAACUCUCCGCGGCAUGAAUUGAAUGGACGCGAGAAACUCAAGCGUCCGCAACGCUCAAGCCAGCUCUCCCAGGUGCGCUAAACGCGCACGCGCCGCACGUUUAUUAUCUUCUUUCUGUUCAAGUGCCAUUUCAUUGCAUGCAGUGCAGUCUAUAAAACAGAAUGCGUUCUCAGUGGAUCUCGAGUUUCCUAUCACUUAUCGUCAUUCGUAGCGUAUAAACAUAACAGCACGCGGUCAUUAACUUACAAAUUGUUUACGUGUCGUCUGGCACAUGGGAACCCGUUGAUAUCGGCCGCGGAAAUGCUGGCGUUCGCGCAAUAAAAAACACGAUCGUGCCAUUGUUAGCGUCGUCCACGGGUUCCUGGAUCGAAUUUUCGAACGAUCGUGCGGGCAAAAUGUCAUGCAGCUACGCGGACGGGCUUUCGCAGUACGAAAACAAAGGAGUGCUCGGUUUGGAGGAGAGAUACGACAGCGUCGAGGCGUUGCGACUGAAAUGUGGCCUUCUAGCCGAGUGGAUACAAGCGGCACGGCACGUUGUCGUUCACACUGGUGCUGGUAUCAGCACCGCUGCGGGCAUUCCGGACUUUCGAGGUACAAAUGGUGUGUGGACACUGGAACAAAAAGGUUUAAAGCCUACCAUGAAUAUUUCCUUUGAUGAAGCGAUUCCUACAAAGACACAUAUGGCAUUGAAAAAAUUAUUAGAUGCUAAAAAAGUUAAAUUUAUUAUAAGUCAGAACAUUGAUGGUUUGCAUCUCCGGUCUGGAGUGCAGAGACAGUACCUUGCAGAGUUACAUGGAAACAUGUUUACUGAACAAUGUGAUAAAUGUGGAAGGCAAUUUAUUCGAAAUUUCGCUACUAAAAGUGUUGGCAAGAAAUCUCUGGAUACUGUGUGUAGAUCUGAACAAAUAGGCGGUCGUCCAUGUCGUGGACGCAUGCAUGACACUAUCCUUGAUUGGGAACACAACUUGCCAGACAGUGAUCUAACUUUAUCCGAUUUACAUUCUAGCGUUGCGGAUUUAAGUAUAUGUCUUGGGACGACGUUGCAAAUUAUACCGAGUGGUAAUUUACCUCUGUACACAAAAAAGUAUGGUGGUCGACUCGUUAUAUGUAAUCUACAACCUACAAAACACGAUAAGAAAGCAGAUUUAAUAAUUAACGGUAACGUUGACGAGAUAAUGAUCAGUGUCAUGAAAAAGUUGGGACUAGAGAUCCCAGAAUACGAGAGUACAAUGGAUCCCACACGCAAUCCUGACACGACGUGUAAGGAAAUGGAUUGGACGAUACCGACCAGCAGAAUAAAAGAGAUGAACGUACUCUACAAGAAGGUAUGCAAGCCUAUGAGAAGGAAACGAAAAACCUUCAUGUACGAGAGAGAAAGAACGGAUACAAAGCGGGAGACAAAACCGAAGAAGCAGGCUUUCAUGAUAAAGCAAGAUAUAAAAGCGGAAGACACGUUGAACGCGUCAAACAUAGUUUGCAGUAACGCAGUAGUCAGCGACAUGAGCAGCAACGUGGUAAAAAUCGAGGAUGAAAUUAAAGACGUGGAACCGUUUGAUUUCUCGACGAAUGACAUGACUCAACCAGUUCCUGGUUUGUCACUAAAUGACAUACUGUAGCAUGAUUUCGGCAUACAGUGAUCUAACGACCUAAUACUCUUAUUAAUCUCAAUCUCUGUUAAAUUUAUUUAUGAGUGCAUAUAGAAUGGAUGUUAUCUGUAUGUGAAGAAUGCCUAAAGUGCUAUUGAUUUGUUUAUACAAAAACACGAGAAAAGGCAAAAAAAAGGAAGAACAGAAAUUGAAAAGUAAGAUGAGUUUACCGACCGGUAAACUGCUUUUAUCGUCAAAUCAGAAAUCGCUGCAAUACGUGUACAUACAUAAGUAUAUGUAGUAGUACUUUCGUAAUCGCUUCCAUGUUAUGUCUGCUUUUUCAUUACUCGUCUGUAGUUCUUAUUCCAAGAUCAGAGUUCAAGGGACUAAUGUGUAUCAUACUCUUAAGCAUACACGUAUAUUGCAUGCCCCAUGUUUUUUCUCCCACUAUGAUACAUUAACAUUAAGUACUUAAGAUGGUUUAUUUAGGAUCGUUUUUAACGUACUGACAGAGAGAUUUUAUAGUAGUAACACGUCGACCGUAUAAGGGUUCGAGAAGGGUGUGAGUUAGUAUUUUACGUUUGAGAGCGUUUCAUUAAGUAUCUGUCAUCAUUGGCGUAACUAAGCAGGGAUGGACCUGGUUUGCAAAAAUUGGACUCUCCUCAUAAGAAAGUAAAAAUUGAAAAGACGGUAAAGUGCAAUUGUAUCUUAAUCAAAAUAAAUAUUGGCUAAAAAUGCAAUACAUAGCUUAUUAGGGGAUCCGAUCUAUUGCAGAUAAAAAUAUUAGUGGCGCCAAUCUCUGUGCUAUUCGUGUUUUCUAGGAAUGUGCGGGUACUCGGGGUGAUAGACUCGGUUCGGUUCGGAGAACUUCGGACAGGAUCGGGUACCCGACAUAUUGGGUUACCCGCACAUCUCUAGUGCAGAGUUUCCCAAACUUCUCUGGGUUGAAUUUUACUUCUGAAAAUUGUAACUUUUCACGACCCACUUACUUGUAACCCAUUACAUACAAAAUUCCAAAGUUUUUCGCGAAUAACGAAACGUUAUUUUACUACUUAAAAAUUUAGUAUAUUUUAAUAUACGACGUUUGACCCACACUUUGGGAACCUCUGCUAUAGUGUUCUUUCGAUACAUGACCAAGAUCUUCUAUAUAAAACUGUUUGUAACUCACGAAGCGAUUAAGGAAGAUAUAUAUGAAGAUGUUUUAAUGCACCGGAAUAGUGAAUAAUCGUUGCUACUUUGAACGUUUAUGAUUGAAAUCUUUAAUAGGACGCUCCAUACGAGCGAGUCGGUGUUGUUUGAUCAUCUAAUAGUUAAGUGUCUCUCGUUGAAACGCACACGUUUGUAUAAUCGUGAAAGGAUAAACGAAGAAGUGUCAAUGACAGAUGUUGAAACGAACAGUGGGACCGUGAGGUUAUAUCCUUGACAAUAUGUCUCCAGAAACGGUAUAGAAUGCGAAAGUGCAAAAGUUAGAGAGAGAGAAAAAAAAAA
Molecule: messenger RNA, 4144 nt
Organism: Megachile rotundata (alfalfa leafcutting bee)
Lineage: Eukaryota; Metazoa; Arthropoda; Insecta; Hymenoptera; Megachilidae
Gene: Sirt6
Product: sirtuin 6
Biological process (GO): negative regulation of transcription by RNA polymerase II
Cellular component (GO): nucleus
Molecular function (GO): histone H3K9 deacetylase activity, NAD-dependent; transcription corepressor activity; NAD+ binding
Source: RefSeq, a predicted model, not a curated record